AUGAACAAGGCAGCCUGCAUUAAAACAGGGGCAGUCAAUGCCGACCACCCUCGCUGCAGCCGUAGACCUGGACCACCAGAGGUGACACGUUCGCCGUACCUCGCGCGCCGCGGCGCCCUGGCCGCCGGCCUCUCGGCAGCCCUGUUCGCCGCGGCUCCCGCGCCCGCCCUCGCGGACGCCCCCGGCAAUCUCCCCGGGUUCAAGAAGGAGCUGAAGAAGCGCCCACGGAAGAUACCCGCAGAGAAGUACUCCGAGUUCCCCGGCGUCGAGGGCCUGCGCGUGUACGACAUCUCGGAGGGCGCGGGCGACGCGGUGCAGGAGGGCCAACGCAUCGUGGUCCAUUAUGACCUGAAAUUCAAUUCCGUGACAAUCGCCUCCAGCAGGAUCGGCGCGGGGGUCGCCGGCGGCGAGCCCUACGGGAUGGACGUGGGGCAGUUCGGGAGGCCCGGGGGCUGCUUCCUGAAGGGCAUGGACCUGGGCGUGCGCGGCAUGCGCGUCGGCGGCCAGCGCAGCCUGCUCGUGUCGCCGGAACUGGGCUUUGGUAGCAAGCAGGUGGGCGAGGUGCCGCCGAACAGCACGCUGACGCUCGACCUGGAGCUGCUCACGAUCAAGAAGAGCGCGCAGGGCUACCGGGUGAAGAUCGUGGAGGGCUGA
Pedinophyceae sp. YPF-701 is the source of this 654-nucleotide messenger RNA. NCBI's taxonomy places the organism in Eukaryota, Viridiplantae, Chlorophyta, Pedinophyceae. The record is from the annotation of a GenBank genome assembly.